Molecule: messenger RNA, 3036 nt
Organism: Lodderomyces oxycetoniae
Lineage: Eukaryota; Fungi; Ascomycota; Pichiomycetes; Serinales; Debaryomycetaceae
Exons: 1
Coding region: 1-3036 (1011 amino acids)
Cellular component (GO): endoplasmic reticulum
Molecular function (GO): lipid binding
Source: RefSeq, a predicted model, not a curated record
AUGGGAUUAAUUCUGUUUUUCCUAACGUAUUUAUGUGGACUUGUUAGUUUCCCCUUGAUAAUCAUCUUGAUAUUUCACUAUCUUUUGCCAUCUGAAAAAGAUCACCAAGACAAUGACUACAAUAUAGAGGAUGACGGAGUGAUUUUGAAAGCAGGCGAGAUUGAAGAAAAACACCAAUCGGGGUUGGAAAGUUUUAAACUUGGGUGGAUCGUUGUAACAAAUGAUUACAUUGAAAGCACAGAUGAAAUCAAUAAAAACACCACAUCAAUUACCGAGUCUCCUGAGACCAAAUCAGCUUAUGCUUCGUUAUUUAAGUUGGUGAAUAAGCAGCAGCAGCAGCAGCAGCAACAGCUGCUGCUGAAUAGUCAACAGCAGCAACAACCAUUGGAUUUAACCGACCCCCUGCAUAAUGAAUUUGGAGGAGACGAUACUACUUGUGAAGUGACUUCCAUUGCAUCCUCGUUGCGAAAUACACAACUGUCGCCACCAUUGAAUCCCCAACAACCGCCAUCUCAACCACAACCACCAGCUCAACAUCCACAGCAAGUCACGAGGAAUUCCUUGAAAAAGCAUAGGUUUUUUGCCGUUUUAAAGCAUGGAAAUUUAUUUCUAUAUAAAGAUCAACUGUUGAAAGAUGUCAAACAUGUUAUUGUAUUGAACAAUUACUUUGUCACAAUAUGGCCAAGAGAGUUAUCCGAUGCUCAAUUGUUUACCAAGUACACUGCUAUUGCUCUCAUCAACCCUACAAAGUUUGCCACAAGUGUGAGUAAAUCGAGUAAUAACAAUAAUGGUUCUUCCCCUCCUGGAAGUUUCUUCAUAUACUGUGACACCACUUCGGAUAAAGAAGAUUGGUAUUUUGCAUUAAUACGAAGUACAAAACUUGAUAGCUAUAUUUCAACAUCAGCAUCAGCUACCACGACCACCACCACCACUGCCAUGCCCCAUUCCUCCUCAUCAGCAACAGCAACCAUAUCCUCUUCUUCGUUCCCAUCCUCGUCCUCCUCCUCAUCAUCAACAACAGUUCCAUGCAACCUCAGUGCAACAAAGUACGCACAAACAUUACAUUUUUCAACCAAGGAUAUGAUCAACUUGAUCCAAGCAUUGUACAGCUCAGAGGGACACUUACAAACCAAGUGGAUGAACGCAUUAAUUGGAAGAUGGUUUUUAGCCAUUAAGGAUACAAAGUAUUUUGAAAAUUAUAUCUAUACUAAACUAAAAAAGAAAUUGAACAAAAUUAAAAAACCUGGAUUCUUUGAUACUUUUCAAAUUACGGAGAUCCACCCUGGUAAUUCAGCACCAUUUUUCACUUACCCCAAUCUUAAAGAAAUCAAUCCUGAUGGUACUUUAGUUGUCUCGUCAAAUAUCUCAUAUACGGGAGGUAUAUCAGUAGCAAUCAAGACAAAAUUAGAUUUGACGUUUGGAACUAAAUUUACUACAAAGGAAGUUGAUUUAUUGUUGAAGAUUUCACUCAUGAAUCUAGAAGGUCCUUUGUUAAUCAAGUUGAAACCUCCGCCAAGUAACAGAUUCUGGUAUUGUUAUGAAAUUGAACCAAUAAUGAAUAUCAAAGUUGAACCUAUUUUGAGUAAUAAAUCUUUGAAUUAUUCCUUCAUCACUAGCUCAAUUGAAAAGAAAUUUAAGGAAGCAAUCAAGGAAAGUUUGGUAUUGCCACAUUGGGAUGAUAUUGUAUUCUAUGAUACUCUGAAGGAGUUAUAUCGUGGUGGUAUAUGGAAACCUAACAAAGAUACUAAUUGUAAUGGAGAUAAGACCACGACCGUACUGGAUGGCAGAGACAAAUCCAAUGUUUAUGACGACGAUGACGACGAUAACGACGAUGCAUCUUCCAGUAUGUUGAGAGAGGAUGAUAAUAUUGAGUUGAAAUCGCGGUCGUCAAAUAGAUCAUUGAGGAGUUCAAAAAUCGGAACUACAUUCACUGAUUUAACGAAGAAAAUGAAAGCAAAGAAAGGUUCUUCUUUGCAUGAUGAGGAGUUUUCAAAUACCACUACAAGUACAGCAGCCAAAUCUGUUAAUGAACAUGGGGUCAUGUCCAAUACUUUUAAGAAAAUUGGCAAGUGGUAUUUUAAAGAUGACAAUAAGCAGCAACAACAACAGCAACAGCAACAGCAAGAGCAACUACAGCAAAAGCAAGAGCCACAACAGCAAGAGCAAGAGCAAGAGCAACAACAGCAAGAGCAACAGCAACAGCAGCAACAGCAACAGCCAUCACAAACUAUAUUCGAAGGGAAGCCGCCACUUCACCAACAGCAGCAACAUCAACAUCAACAUCAACAACAGCAACCAAAACGUUCAGUUUCUAGCAAUUCUUCAUCUAUGCCAUCGUCCGAGAUGUACCAUCCACCAGAAAUGAUUUCAAACCGUCGACCACGGCGUAAAACAUCGAAUGCGAAUUCGGUCAUCAGUAGUAUGUCCGGAAAAGUUAAUUCAACCUUGCCUCAAACUACUACUAACUCGUUCGAUGCAGUUAAAAGCGGAACAAUAUCGCCAGCCGAAAUCACUUCUUCACCUUCAUUUAAUUUUGCAAGGUUUGAUAACACAUCGGAUAAUUUCUUAAUACCGCCAGCACCAGCACCAGCACCAGAACCAGAAGUAGCACCGCCAAUGCCACCGCGUCCUUCUUCAUCAGUGACAAACUUGCUUGGUAAUAGCACAGCGGGUUCACUAAGUGCCUCAGGACUAUUCAAUGCUAUCAACAAUUUACCAAGCUCUCCAACUUUGAAGGAUAAGAGUAGCAACGGUAAUGGUAAUGGUAGUGGCAAUGGCAGCGACACGGUCAGUCGAAGUGAUAGUUUUCCUGCUCUCAAUUUGAGCGAGACUACCUACGACGUUAAGAAACAAAGUUUGCUGGUGCCCACAUCCGAGGCAGGGAUGCUAACUGGCGAACCCACUGUUGGAUUAUCACAACCAAGUUCUCCCAAAAGAUCAAAAACCUUGAGUAGAAAGCCUCCACCAAAGUCACCUUCUUUAAACACAACUGCCCUGGUAUCCGUCGGUGUGAAUGAUAAUGGAAUACCAAAAUAA